GCCAUGGUGGCCGCCCGGUGGUCGCUGCUGCUGCUGGUGGCCGUGGGACCGUGUUUCUCGGGGACGCAGCGGCGGUGGCCGGUGCCGUACAGGCGCUUUGAUUACCGUCCGAAAACUGAUCCUUACUGCCAAGCUCGUUACACCUUCUGUCCCACUGGCUCUGCCAUUCCUAUUGUGAAAGAAGAGGAUGUAAUUGAAGUGUAUCGAUUACAGGCUCCAGUAUGGGAAUUCAAAUAUGGGGACCUACUAGGACAUUUGAAAAUUAUGCACGAUGCUGUGGGUUUCAAGAGCUCUUUAACGGGCAAAAACUACACAAUGGAGUGGUAUGAGCUCUUCCAGCUUGGAAACUGCACAUUUCCACAUCUCCGGCCUGGCAUGGAUGCACCAUUUUGGUGUAACCAGGGAGCUGCCUGCUUUUAUGAAGGAAUAGAUGAUGCACAUUGGAAGGAAAAUGGAACUUUAGUUCUUGUGACCACAAUAUCAGGAACCAUGUUUAAUGAAAUGGCAAAAUGGGUAAAACAUGACAAUGAGACUGGCAUUUACUAUGAGACCUGGACAGUUCAAGCAAGUCCUGACAAACAAUCAACAGUAUGGUUUGACUCUUACGAGUGCUCUAAAUUUAUACUCAGAACGUACCAGAAGCUUGCUGACUUGGGAGCUGUAUUUAGGAAGAUAAAAACAAACUAUACCAGCAUAAUUUUAUUCAGUGGAGAACCGAUUUACUUAGGAAAUGAGACAUCUAUUUUUGGACCUCUAGGAAACAAGACAUUGGCAGCAGCUAUCAGAGACUUCUACUAUCCAUUCAAACCUUAUCGGACAGUUGGAGAGUUUUUUGCGGAUCUUUUAAAAAUAAUUGAUCGUGUCAUCUUGAAACAUCAGUUUUACCUCUUCUACAACUUGGAAUACUGGUUUCUAUCUAUGAAGUUCCCUUACCUCAAAAUAGUCUAUGAAGAGAUCCCUUUACCUGUUAGAAGCAAAACAGCCUUUGGUGUAUAAUUACUGAAGCACUGAACUUGCCAUUAUGCCAGAAUAUCCUUAAGGAAUUUGGAGUGUUCCCUUGAUGGUUUGAAA
Molecule: messenger RNA, 1071 nt
Organism: Cuculus canorus (common cuckoo)
Lineage: Eukaryota; Metazoa; Chordata; Aves; Cuculiformes; Cuculidae
Gene: CLN5
Product: CLN5 intracellular trafficking protein
Exons: 4
Coding region: 4-996 (330 amino acids)
Biological process (GO): lysosome organization
Cellular component (GO): lysosome; lysosomal membrane
Molecular function (GO): hydrolase activity, acting on glycosyl bonds
Source: RefSeq, a predicted model, not a curated record